CUGACAGGCAGCCAGGGAGGGCGCCGUCAGCCAGGGAGACGCUGAGCGGUUUCGCGCAUCCCUCCAUCUCUCUCGUCUCUCUCUGUCUCUCUCUCUCUCCAUCCGUCCACCCAUCAUGGCAUCCAAGUGCCCCAAGUGCGACAAGACUGUUUACUUCGCUGAGAAAGUGUCUUCUUUGGGAAAAGACUGGCACAAAUUCUGUCUGAAAUGUGAGCGUUGCAACAAGACACUGACUCCUGGUGGGCAUGCUGAGCAUGAUGGGAAGCCCUACUGUCACAAACCCUGUUAUGCAACUCUGUUUGGACCAAAAGGUGUGAACAUUGGAGGGGCAGGGUCCUACAUCUAUGAUAAGCCCCAGACUGAAGGACAAGUGCCACCAGGCCCUAUUGAGCAUGUAUCUAAAGUGGAAGAGAAGAAAGUGAGUUCUGCACCCAGGGGACCUAGCAAAGCUUCCAGCAUUACAACCUUCACUGGGGAGCCCAAUGUCUGCCCACGUUGCUCUAAGAAAGUCUAUUUUGCUGAGAAGGUGACUUCACUGGGCAAGGACUGGCACCGCCCUUGCCUACGUUGCGAGCGCUGUGGGAAGACUCUAACUCCUGGAGGCCAUGCUGAGCAUGAUGGCCAGCCUUACUGUCACAAACCAUGCUAUGGGAUCCUCUUUGGACCAAAGGGAGUGAACACUGGUGCAGUUGGAAGCUAUAUCUACGAUAAAGACUCUGAGGCAAAAGACCAACCUUGAGGGUGUUCUCUUCCAACCACCCCACCUGCCCAGCCCACUUGCACUGCAUUCUCUCGACUAACCACCUUGUGUGUUGUUUAGAUAUAGUGAAGCCAGCUGCUGGCUUGGCCCUGUGGGAGCAGUUGAUGAGUAGCUGCACUUGUUUUGCUGUUUCCCCCCUGGACAGGUUGACAUUCUUCCUCCCUCCCUCCAUUUUAUAAUGGCUGUGAAAGCACACACAGAGCUGCUUCACUCCCACGGGUUACUCUUUCUGUUUCGUCCCUUGAGCCCAGUGUAUUCUGGACAAAUGGAUCCGCUGCCCUUGUCUACGAUCCGUUCCUGUCACACCGUGUCCCCAAGACGUCUCACAACCGCCUGCAGCUCUGGCUGUAUUUAUAUCCAUAGUCCCAUCUAUAGUCUUUUCAUUACAUAAGAUUGUAUACCACACCUCAUGGAGUUAUUUUCCCUAGGAGCAAAUCUCAGCAGCAGGCUCUUCCAGGCAUACUAAAUGCCUGUAUUUGUUAGGAAUUUUUUUUGGAAGUUAUGAGUCUUGCUAAUACUAUUCUAGAGUAAGGCCACUGUCAUGACUUGAGUGAGGAGGGAAGGGCAGUUUCUCUGGGCACCUACAGCUUUCUAAUACCAACACAAUGGAAGAACUGUGGAGGCUACUUUCUGGCGGGAAACGUUGUUCUUUGUUGUCACAGUCAAAUAGCCUUCAUUAUGAAAUGUGGGGGGUAGAGAUUUGUAAGGGUGUGGGUGUGGGUCUGCAUCCAAGUGCACCUGCAUUGUGGUGUAGCUUCAGUUACAAAGGAACCAGUUUUGGGGUUUGAUUCCCUACAUGCUUGAGGUGUAUUUAUAACCUGAAUAUAAUGUGCUUGUGGCUUUGGAGAAUGGUGUGUCUUUCCGGUGUUUCCAGCUUUGGCUGCCCUGAGAUGUUAGCCCAAAGGCAAGAGGCACAAUCAGCAGCGAUCAGGAUCUGAGGCAGCACUCGUUAACUAUUUGGCAAAGCUUGCAUCUUAAACUGCAGACCAGCUUCUACAACUCAGCCUACCUUUUUUUCAGUUAAUAAAGGUAUUUGAUAAACAGC
Pogona vitticeps (central bearded dragon) is the source of this 1805-nucleotide messenger RNA. RefSeq names its product cysteine-rich protein 2. The record is from RefSeq and is a predicted model, not a curated record. NCBI's taxonomy places the organism in Eukaryota, Metazoa, Chordata, Lepidosauria, Squamata, Agamidae.